Molecule: messenger RNA, 2614 nt
Organism: Priapulus caudatus
Lineage: Eukaryota; Metazoa; Priapulida; Priapulimorpha; Priapulimorphida; Priapulidae
Product: alpha-aminoadipic semialdehyde dehydrogenase-like
Exons: 15
Coding region: 81-1712 (543 amino acids)
Molecular function (GO): aldehyde dehydrogenase (NAD+) activity
Source: RefSeq, a predicted model, not a curated record
GCGGUACUGUCCCUCCACGCCCGGGGGAUAGCAUUUCCCUUCCACUUUCCCUUUUAGCACUGGCCAGUCACGGCGAAGUAAUGGCAAUUGGGUUUCUCCGUUGUGCGAAGCUAGUAGCACCUCUAUUGAAGCAGGGGAGCCUCUUAGGUUGUAGGACGUACGCAUCAGCAGCUGCAAUGCUAAUAGACUCUCCAAAGUAUUCAUGGCUCAAAGACCUCGGGCUGUCAUCUGAGAAUAAAGGUGUAUAUUUAGGAAAGUGGACAGGAAAUGGCGAGGUCACAACAUCAUUCUGUCCUGCCAAUGGAGAAGCUAUUGCCAAAGUCACACAGGGCAGUGUUGCAGACUAUAACGAUGCAGCAAAUGCAGCAACAGAAGCUUGGAAGCAAUGGGCUGACAUACCAGCGCCGCACCGUGGGGAGAUAGUGCGACAGAUAGGGGAUGCGUUGCGAGAGAAGAAAACCCUGCUUGGAAACCUGGAAUCGCUGGAGAUGGGCAAGGUUGCGUCGGAGGGUGGCGGCGAGGUACAGGAGUACAUCGACAUCUGCGACUACGCCGUCGGUCUGUCGCGCAUGUUCUCCGGAAAAGUCAUUCCUUCAGAACGUGCGAACCACGCACUGGUCGAGAUGUGGAACCCGCUCGGCGCCAUCGGCGUCAUCUCGGCGUUCAACUUUCCCGUCGCCGUCUACGGCUGGAACAAUGCGAUCGCGCUCGUCUGCGGCAACACGGUCGUGUGGAAGGGCGCGCCGACGACCCCGCUCGUCAGCAUCGCCGUGACCAGAAUCAUUUCAUCGGUUUUAGAGAAGAACGCCCUUCCCGGUGCGAUAUGCUCCAUGGUGUGCGGCGGGGCGGAAAUCGGGAAUGCGAUGGCGAAGGAUGAGCGACUCAAGCUGGUUUCCUUCACCGGAAGCACCGCGGUGGGGAAGAAGGUGGCACUGACCGUACAGGAGCGGUUUGGUAAAUGCUUGCUGGAGUUGGGUGGAAACAAUGCUGUCAUCGUUCUCGAGGACGCAGACUUGGACAUGGUCGUCCCUGCGGUGACGUUCGCUGCGAUCGGCACGGCCGGACAACGCUGCACCACCGCGCGUCGUCUCGUCGUGCAUGAGAAAUAUUACGACGAGGUCGUCAAGCGAGUCACAAAGGCAUACGGACAAAUUUACCCCGCCAGAAUGGGCGACCCUCUGGACAGUAAAACGCUGUACGGGCCGCUGCACUCCCAGCAAGGUGUUGACCUCUUCACGAAGUCGGUCGCUGAUGCCAAGCAACAAGGAGGAACCGUAGUCUUUGGUGGCAAGGUCGUCGAUAGGCCUGGUUUCUACGUGGAGCCGACGAUCGUGACGGGGUUGAAACACAAUGCAGAGGUCGUGCUGAGGGAGACGUUCGCUCCGAUCCUAUACGUGCUGAAAACCACGGGCAUCGACGAAGCCAUAUCAUGGAACAACGAGGUGGACGCCGGUCUGUCCAGCAGUCUCUUCACGGGAAACCUCGGCCACAUCUUCAAGUGGAUCGGACCGAAGGGCUCUGACUGCGGCCUGGUGAACGUGAACAUCCCGACGAGCGGCGCGGAGAUUGGCGGCGCCUUCGGUGGCGAGAAGCACACCGGGGGCGGGCGUGAGUCUGGCAGCGACGCGUGGAAACAGUACAUGCGGCGGUCGACGUGCACGAUCAACUACGGCAAGGACCUGCCACUCGCUCAGGGAGUCAAGUUUGAGUAGAGGACGUGGCGUGAGCGUGGGGUGGUCUUGCGCGUGGCUCGAGGUGUCGUUCUGUUUUGUCUUCUUCACGCGCCUUCCUCCUGCUCUGGGCAUAACGUUAGUGCACCUCUAUCUCGUUCCUUCUUUAUACCUCGUCCUUUUUCUCUCUCCUCUUCCUCUCUCUUCCUCCCACUCCACCCAUCUUUUCUCUCUCUCUCUCCUUCUCUUCCCUGCUCCAUCCCUCCUCUUUCUCUCUCUCUCCCUAUCUCCCUCGCUCCAUCCCUUUUCUUUCUCUCACCUGCCCAUCUCACAUGUAGUUACUGUCUUUUGCACUUUCCUCUUGUUAACUAUCAUCAGAUUCGGUUCGUAAACAGAUAGUAACAUGUGCAGAUGCAUGACUACUGCUUCAUUCAUGAGAUAUUACAUAUUUAGAAAAAAAUCUGCUUUAGAAUCUCUUCUUGCUGACACUAGAAAGUUGCAGAACAUAAUUAUUUAUGUUUUCUCAUGCUGACUUGUAGAUGAUGUUAUUACGGCUGUAGCAGUAGGUUUUUUUUUCUAUUAAUACUGCAAUAGUAAUUUCCCAUGGAAUUUUUUUAAACGUUUAUUCCCGAGUGAAAGCCGUGCUGUCAUACGGUGUCUUCUUUAUGAGUGACAUCUAAUGCUGGUAAUCAUGUACUAGCACCAUGCUGUGUUUAUAAUUGGGGGAUGUCAGGGGAAUUGUGGUAGUAGUGUGUGUUUGUGUGGCUGUGUCUGUGCUUGUGUGCAUGGGUGUGUAUGUGUGUGUGUGUGUGUGGUGGGGGGGUGCAUACGUGCUGUGAGUAGGUUGUGGGAAGGUGUGUGCAUAGCUAAAAAAGAAGUAUUUUUUUGCUCAUCUGUGUUACAGUACCGGUGAUUACGUGAAAAUAAACUCGAACAGAAUUCAA